AUGUUUGCAGAUGUUAAUUUCCGUCAGUGCGAACUCAUCAUCGAGGAAUUUAAUGAGUUGAUUCUCAAUCUCGAGGGUACUGAUUAUUUUCUAUGGCACGCGUGGAAGACUUUGGACAUGCUUAGCUAUCUAGUCAGCCGACUGGUUCUGAAUUGGGAGCGAGACAAGGAUAGUACAGCGGUAUCCGUUAAGCAUGACAAAGCCACUCAAUAA
Molecule: messenger RNA, 213 nt
Organism: Penicillium pulvis
Lineage: Eukaryota; Fungi; Ascomycota; Eurotiomycetes; Eurotiales; Aspergillaceae
Exons: 1
Coding region: 1-213 (70 amino acids)
Source: RefSeq, a predicted model, not a curated record